AUGUUUGUGUAUGUAUUGAGUUAUCCUUAUGAGUCUAUAUUUAGAAAUCUUAAUAUACUGAGGAGUACAAGCUUUCUUACCCCACUAUACAAUAAGCAACAAGUAUCAACAUCACGACCUACUUCCAAACCUACCUCUACGGACUUUGAGAAUACUUGUAUAAUAACUUGCUUCGAACCUGUAGAUAUAUAUCUCAAAGGUAUUCAAGAGGAGGAACUCCUUUUGAUUCCUGAAGCUCUCGCACUGGUAGUGAUUAUUGCCCAGGAAUUGUACAUAUUGCCAUACUACCGGGUUCACUUCGUUGGCCUCAUAUUCUCUUGUCAUGAUGAACAUGCGGUUCAAAAUCAUAAUUGGCACGUGAUUUCCUGGGUUGGGCUUAUCGGUUCAAUGAAUAUUGGCUGGCUUCUAUGGAGAUUAAUUACAGAGUGUGGAAAGGAUGUUGAGAGUACGCCUUUGAGUUCGGCGAUAGUGAUGAAUACAUCUACAACCUCGAUUUCUGCUGGUAGAAAUAUUACCAUAAAUUCUGCUCCAGUACUGGUACUAGCAGCAGCAUUUCUUCUCUCUGCAGAAUCGGCAUCACCAAUCGCAACUAGUGUAACCACAAAAUCGGGGGCGCUGAAGAUUGGACAUUCUCUGGGACUAGUGUUCCUAGGAAUUUCCUACUGGAUGUUUUUCUUGUAG
Botrytis porri is the source of this 681-nucleotide messenger RNA. RefSeq lists its product as uncharacterized. Lineage: Eukaryota; Fungi; Ascomycota; Leotiomycetes; Helotiales; Sclerotiniaceae. The record is from RefSeq and is a predicted model, not a curated record. Bases 1 to 681 code for a protein of 226 amino acids. The transcript is spliced from 5 exons.